UCACAGGGAUGCGAUGACAAGGAUCUACCUGAGUAGAUACUUAGUAACGCAGACAUUAUAUAAAAGUUGUCAUUGAGUUUUGUGUAAUAUUUCCCACUUCCCUGCCACUGUGUUUCAAAUAUAUUGUUUACCUUUCCUCGCCAUGGAAACCGUUAAAGGUCGAUGUUGCCAGCGAGACUAUGACGUGUUCGCAGUCGGAAAAGCCAAAUUUAAGGUGUCGCAGUGCAUGCGCUUAGAGCGCGAUAUGCACAGCUUCAGAGAGUUCCAGGAGAUGCAGCACGACCUGGAUAAGAUUAACAGUCUGAAACUCUCCAAGGAAAUGACACGGGAUGCAUUCGACAGGACGGCCAUGACACAUGAGAUGCAGCAAUUAAAGAACGCGGAGUUCGUGGAGAAGAAGCGCCGUCAGCAGUUGCGCCAGGAUUGCGAGGAGCUCCGGGAUUUGGCAGAACAACUCCGUCUGGCUGCCAUUUCCAAGCAGAUAGCCGAUGACCUAGCGGAACGGAGUCGCAUCCGCCAGCUGGCCGUUCAGGAUGAAGCAAAGGAGGUGUCCGAAGACCGCUGCUUGUUUGAGGCGAAGCGGCGCGAGGCAGAAGUAGCCCGCAAGGAGCAGCAGCGUUGCCUACGUGAAUCCCUCGUCAGCCAAAUGGAGGAAAAUCGCUUACGUCGCCAGCGGCAACACGCUCAAGGGAUGAACGACCGGGAGCAAAGCCAGGCCAAACAGAAGCAGAUCCAGGAGGAGGAUCGUGCUAUUCAGCUUGAACUGGAAGAGCGAAAAGUGCAGAAACGGCGUGACAUGUUGCGGUCCAUCGAGGAGAACAAGCAGCAAAGAGAGUGGGAACGGGCACAUAAUCUGCAGGAGCUGGGAAAACUACUCGAGAAACAGUCGGAGAUCGAAGACAGAAAGUUGCUGCUGGAGGAAGUACGUCUGCAGGCACAGCGAAAGAAGCAGGAAAUCAGCGAUCGCCUGGGCGAACAGGUUCUCCAAAUCGAGAACCAGAAGCGUUAUCGAGAAAACCUUUUGCAGGAUCUGCUGGAAGCGGAGUACAUAGCCAAGAGUGACGAGCGCUUCCGUCAGCAGAUUCAGCAGGAGCAAAUGUCGCGGCGUCGAAGCAAGCUCGAGAUGGACCGUUAUCGUUUGGAAUUGGAGCACCGCAAGAUGGAGGAAAUGCAGUUGAAGCGCACUGAGAUCGAGACCCGCCACCAGGAGGUGUCUGGCACAAACUUGGAGGCCGAGAAACAGCUCGAGAGCUACCGCAGGCGUAGGGCGCACGGGGCCUCCCUGCUGGCCAUGAUGGACGACAAUCAGCGCAAGCGAGCAGAGGCCACCGCCGAAACCGUUAAGUACUUCGACAUGAAGGCCAAGUCCGACGCCGAGUUAAAGGACCGGAUUAGGCGAGAGCGGUUGCUCAUGUUGGGCCAGGUGCCAGCCUCUGUUCUGCGAUAUUUGCCAAAUCAUGUGCUGACCUCUACGGAUCGAGAGCACUUCUUCGUCUCGGGGGAGGAUCAGCAGCCAAUGGGCGGUGGUGAUAUGUAGUCUAUGUUGGCCCUGUAAUUGUCCUAAUAAAUCAAUUCAAAUCUUCAUCCACCCGCCA
Molecule: messenger RNA, 1595 nt
Organism: Drosophila serrata
Lineage: Eukaryota; Metazoa; Arthropoda; Insecta; Diptera; Drosophilidae
Biological process (GO): cilium organization
Cellular component (GO): motile cilium
Source: RefSeq, a predicted model, not a curated record